Ustilaginoidea virens is the source of this 441-nucleotide messenger RNA. RefSeq lists its product as uncharacterized. The record is from RefSeq and is a predicted model, not a curated record. Bases 1 to 441 code for a protein of 146 amino acids. The transcript has a single exon. Lineage: Eukaryota; Fungi; Ascomycota; Sordariomycetes; Hypocreales; Clavicipitaceae.
AUGAAGCCCUUCUUUCUCGUCAGCAUGGCCUUGGCAGGCCUCUUUUAUGCUACCUCCGUUUCCGCCGUUUCCGCCGUUUUCAAGCGGGACCCUAACGUCAAGAACCUUUACUUGCUGGCAGUCGACUCUUUCAGCGACCAGGAGUCCAAAGACGCUUUUGCUAAAACCAUUUUUGCCCUUUGGCGACCGAACCGCCCUCAGCUCAUUGGCCUCAACCCGUACAGGGUCAUAAUUAGUGAGUAUGUCUCGAGGUUGAGUAACUAUCUAAGCAAAGGAUUGGAUGAAAUGGCCGCCGAUGCUUUAACCACCCUCAGCAUGUCUGGUAAUAACUCGGAUCAUCCCAUUCCAAAGGAUCAGCUGGAUGAUUUCAUACACCAGGCCAUGAUGCAGCUGGAGGAGAAUAGAGAGGCGGGUACUGGGAAAAACACGGGUCCGAAAUAA